Molecule: messenger RNA, 3676 nt
Organism: Drosophila gunungcola (fruit fly)
Lineage: Eukaryota; Metazoa; Arthropoda; Insecta; Diptera; Drosophilidae
Gene: Oseg1
Product: intraflagellar transport protein 122 homolog
Exons: 10
Coding region: 110-3676 (1188 amino acids)
Biological process (GO): protein localization to cilium; non-motile cilium assembly; intraciliary retrograde transport
Cellular component (GO): non-motile cilium; intraciliary transport particle A
Molecular function (GO): protein binding
Source: RefSeq, a predicted model, not a curated record
CAACAUUUGUUGUGGGUUCGGUUGCCAUGGAGUCUGUGUGUAAACAACGCACCUGAAUCUUGGAAUUUUUACCUACUAUGCAGGACUAAGCAUUUCGUUUUGUGCAACAAUGAGGGGCGUUCUCAAAUGGCUGGAACGCAUUGAGUUUCCCAACAGCAAAGAAAACGAGAUCAGUGUCCACAAUGUUUGCUAUGCUCCCGAUGGCAGCCAAUUGGUGGUGGCUGCGGGGGAUCGGCUGCUCAUCUACGAUCCCAACGAUGGAUCCCUCCUAAACACCCUAAAAGCCCACAAGGACACGGUUAAUUGUGUAGCCUACUCGAGGGAUGGCAAGCGAUUCGCCAGCGGAGCCUCCGACAAAAUGGUCAUCGUGUGGUCGCCGCAGCUCGAGGGACUGCUCAAGUAUUCGCACGGCGACUCGAUUCAGUGCAUGAGCUUCAAUCCCGUCUCACACCACCUGGCCUCGUGCUCCUUGUCGGACUUUGCCUUCUGGUCGGCGGAUCAGAAGGCGGUGCAGAAGUAUAAGAUUUCCGCCCGCGUGAAUGGAUGCUCCUGGACGAACGACGGCCAGUACCUGAUACUGGGCCUGGCCAAUGGCACCAUUUCCAUUAGAAACAAGUUGGGCGAGGAAAAGGGCCGAAUAGAUCGACCAGGUGGUCCCAACAGCAACGUCUUCAGUGUCCAGUGUUGUCCGGCAAGUGGUCCCGGUAGUGUGGACACCAUUGGCGUGGUGGACUGGAGUCAGACGCUGUCGUUUCACACCUUGAGUGGCCAGAUGAUUGGCAAGGAGCGAACCCUGGGCUUCGAUCCAUUGUGCCUGCAGUACUUCCCCAAUGGGGAGUUCUGUUUGGUAGGCGGCUGCACUGGAGGACUACAUUUCUUUACCAGGGAAGGCAUACGGUUGGGCACGCUGGGCGACAGCUUCGAUACCUGGAUCUGGACGGUGGCCCUGCAUCCGAAUGGCCAGUCCUACACCAUUGGCUGUCAGGAUGGAACCCUGGCCUGCUUCAACAUUGCCUCGAGCACCGUGCAUGCAUUGUAUCGGGAGCGAUAUGCCUUCCGGGAGAACAUGUGCGACGUGAUCAUUCAGCACUUGAUCUCUGGCCAAAAGGUGCGCAUCAAGUGUCGGGACUUAGUGCAAAAGAUAGCCAUCUAUCGGAACCGACUGGCGGUUCAGCUGCCGGAACGCGUCGUUCUCUAUGAACUGAGCUCUGGAGAGGAUCAGCCCAUGCACUAUAAAGUGCGGGAGAAGAUCCAGCAGAAGUUCGACUGCAGUUUGCUGGUGGUUUGUGGCCGCCACAUCGUCCUGUGCCAGGAGAAACGGCUCCAAUGUCUAGAUUUCAUGGGAAUCCUGCAGCGAGAGUGGAUCAUGGACUCAUUUAUACGAUACAUUAAGGUCACCGGCGGUCCAGUGGGAAGGGAAGGACUGAUGGUGGGCCUCAAGAAUGGCCAAGUGUUUCGGAUCUUUCUCAAUAACUCACUGCCGCUGCUGAUUACCACUGCUGUAUCUGCGGUCCGGUGCCUGGACAUAAACUCUAAGCGCAGCAAGAUCGCCGUUGUAGAUGAUGUGGGUCGUCUGGUGGUGCGGGACAUAGUCAACGACACGAUUUUGUACCAGGAUACGGGUGUGAAUAGCGUCACCUGGAACACGCAUCUGGAUUCUAUGCUCUGCUAUACCCAUACAACUGGAGGCCUAAGCGUUAGAGUGGGGAAUCUGCCGCCAAGGGCACCACAAAACAUGCAUGGCGUGGUGGUGGGACUUUGUGGAGCCACAGCUUUCUGUUUGCGCGGAAAUAUCAUGCACAAUACGCCAUUGGCCUUGGGUUCCACCAUGUGGCAGUUCAUCGAAGCUGGUUUAUUUGAGGAAGCCUACCAGGUUGCCUGUCUUGGUGUGACCACCAGCGACUGGGAAGGAUUAGCCCAGUCCGCUUUGGAGGCCCUUCAUAUAAAUAUAGCUCGCGAUGCCUACGUAAAAGUGAGGAACCUUCCGUGGCUCAAACUGAUCGGUGAGCUGCGAGAUCAGCAGCAGCGAUCGGCUGUGCCCAAGGAGGUCCUUCUCGCUGAGAACUGCGCCUUCGCUGGGAAGUUCAAGGAGGCAGCUCGUUUAUUCCUUAAAUGCGGCCAGUCAUCGAGAGCACUUGAGAUGUACACUGAUCUGCGGAUGUUCGAUCUGGCCCAGGAGUAUAUCAAGGAUGGGACUGCGCAGGAGAAGAAGGAACUGGUACGCAAGCGGGCCGAAUGGGCUUAUUCGGUGAAGGAGCCUCGUGCUGCUGCUGAACUUUUACUAUCAGCUGGUGAGAACCAAAAGGCCAUUGAGAUUGUUGCCGAACAGGGAUGGGCCGAUGUUCUAUUCGAUAUCGGACGUCGACUGAGUCUUACAGAACGCGAUGCUUUGGAGUCAGUGGCCCAAAAUCUGAAGACCCUCAAAGCUCUUCCCUUGGCUGCUGAGAUUUUCAAGAAACUAGGCGAUGAUGCUCAGGUUGUUCAGCUGCAUAUUGAAGUUCGUGACUGGCCGGAGGCAUUUCGUUUGGCUGAAUCUUUGCCAGAACUGCUGCCCACAGUUCACUACCAGCAUGGGCAAUGGCUGGCCGAAACGGAUCAGUUUAUAGAGGCGCAUCAGGCAUUUUUAAAGGCAGGACGCACCAAGGAAGCCAAUCGUUUGCUCAAACAACUGAGCAGUACAGCCAUUGUGGAGGAGCGCUAUUUAGAUGCCAGCUAUUUUUAUUGGCUGCUGGCCAAGCAAUAUUUAGAUGUAUAUCAUUGCAAGGAUGAACAAAAUCCGGUUGACCACCACCUGACAGAGUACAAAAAUCAUUUACGUAUUGCCAAGGUUUAUUACGCCUACAGCGUCAUAUAUUCUUAUAUGAAGGAACCUUUUACCACACAUUCCCCAGUGAGCCUGUUUAACGUGAGCCGUUUUAUACUCAACGAAGUGGAGCACAAAGGUGUGCCCAAAGGAGUCAGCAUGUUUUCGGUUCUUUUUACUCUGGCCAAGCAAGCCAAGUUUUUGCAGGCCAACAAGUUGUGCCUUCUUAUCAACAAACGUUUGCAAUCCCUGAAGCCACCAGCCGGAGUCCAAGAACAGAUCGAUCUCAAUUUUCUGAAUAGCAAGGCCUGCAAGAGUGGCUUCAACGAUCCAGAGGAGAUCCUGCCGCUUUGCUACAAGUGCUCGAACUACAGUCAACACUUGAACAGCAAUUGCUGCCCCACCUGCAGGCAGGACUACAUAUUCUCAUUCGUUUCUUUUGAAAUACUACCCUUAGUACAAUUUUAUCCAGAAGUGGAUAUAUCAGAUUCAGAGGCCGAGCGUUUGCUGCUGGCUCCUGCAAAGCAUGCCGAGGAUUCGGACCCAUUCAACGAGGAUGUGGCCAGUGCCUUGCCAUUGAGCCUGGAUCGCAAUGGUCUGCGUGCCAUAGAUCCCAAUCAUGUGCUAAUUCUCAAACGGAGAGGAAAGAAUGUUCGCAAUGUCUACUAUCGCAACAUUUUGCCCGAUUUACAGGUCACCUAUUGUCCCCAAUGUCUGCUGGUGAGUUUAAAGUUAAACCAAAAUCCAUAUAUGGUUUUAUAUGCUAUCCAUUUUCAGCUAUUCUAUGCCGAAGAUUUUGAGCUACAGGUAUUGCAAAAGGGUUAUUGUCCGUUCUGCCACACAUCAUCGGAAAAGCUGAUGGAAGACUUUUGA